AUGGUUCUAUUCAAACGUAAACCCGUACAAUAUCUCCCUCGACCCGUCAUUGAAGAUGAAAGCUCCGAGGUCUGGGUCAUCCCAGAGACCAACGAGGUCUUCACGAGCUAUGAACCAUACCUCUCGCGAAUGGACUUUUAUAAGCAGCGUCGGUUUAUAUGUGAGAUCACGGGUCAUUCGGGCCUGAACUUUUUUGAGGCGCAUCGAAGCGAGAUGGAGGAGUCGCGCGAAGUGAACAACAGCUUUCCAGAAGCUCUCAAGGAGCCCAUUCUGCGUCGUAUUCAGUUUUCCAUUGUUUCGAGGGUUGAUAGUCUGGUUGAUGAAGUAUACGAAGAAUUCAAAUCCGACUUCUACCCGGGAGAACCUGUGCUCAUUCUGCUAGAAGAUACCACUAGACUUCAUGGCACAAUCAGGGACAAAGCCAACUUUGCCGAACAACUCUUUGCCGAUGGAACGAUCAAAACACCCGCGUAUGCUAGGUACUUGGUGAAAAUUUCGGACCGACCAAAUGAGGAAGCUCUCUUGGACCAAGACCACAUUACUCGCGAUCGCAAAUCAUUCACAAAGCUGAUGCUACGAGGGUUUAUAAAGAAUAACGUCACUCGAGAAUCUUGGACGGGUGCACCCUGGCUGGUGAAGGCUUCAAUUGCGGACGAAUAUAAGAUAUCCACCGAGGUCCCUAAGCACCUGCAAUACGGGGCCAAGGUGGCAGAAAAGAAAGCAAUGAAGAAGGCAGACCAGGAUGGCUUCUUUGGCUUCUUCUCAUCUCAACAGCUCCAUGAAUUGAAGCCCGCACUGAAGGGCCAGAAGUCCAAGCUGUCAGCACAUGACCAGGCUAAAUCACGAGAGGCACAGUAUCAGGAAUAUCAGCGAUCGCUGAAUGGAAACCCCACCUUUUUGAUGCCUUCCAAUCCACUGCGUCCAUCUAAGCCGCUUCUGGUCGGUGACAAGAAGAAUUCAGCAGCUGUCGACAAGAACGAAUCCGUUCCUCCAUCGCCACCCCCUAUUAAAUACCCCAUGGAGGAUUUGGAGCUUGCGCUAAUACACGAAAAAGGCCACCGCCCACUUCUAAAGUUUUUAAAUGUUGAGGAGACUGAGGACGAAACAGGCGAGGAUCUUCUGCCCGACGAUGUAGAGCCUGAAUCUGUGGGCCUUCUUCUUGAAACUUGGAACACUCUCAAUGUGUACUGUGAAGUAUUCCAGCUGGACUCAUUUACGUUCGAUGAUUUUAUCCAAGCAAUGCGCUAUUCGUCGGAAGAAAUGAAUUGUGAACUUUUUGUGGAAAUCCAUUGUGCAAUCCUGAAGAAGCUUGUCCAUUCCGAGAGUGAGGGAGGUGAGAUCCAGGUCUCUCUUCCGGAUCUACCCGUCGAUGAAUCAGAUGACGACGACGAGGAUGGGGAAGAUGAAAAAGAUGGAGAUGAGGAGGAAAAGCCAGCGCGUGCUACGCGGAUGACCACUCGAGGCAGUUUGGCCAAAAAAGAAGCAGAGACCUUGCAGACGUUGAUUGACGAGGAUGAAGAUCCCGCUGCUGUGCGUAUUCAUCGUGCAGCAGAUAUGUUCACUGACUACGGAUGGAUUAAUCGCCUUCGCAAACGCGACUUCCGCAAUGGUGGAUGGGAGCUGGUAAUGAUCGGUCUUUUGCAUCAACUAUCAGUUCGUCCCCGCAUCGAGCAAACUUGCAACGACAUCCUUAAACACCUUGCACCACUUGAUGAGGAGCCUACUCAGAGCACUGCCGAGGAUCAAUACAGCACACUUGAUAUCAAUAGGCGUGUUAAAGCCCUCCAAAUCAUUUGCAUGCUAAGUCUGGAGACUAAGGCGAUCCGAAAUUACCUCGAGGAGUGCAGCAACCAGAUGACAGAGUUCCGCAAGGAGAAAAUCGAGCACCAGAAGGCACGGAAAUCUGCUGUUGCUGAGCUUCGUCUGCUCCAUCAGGAACGGAAGGUGCUUCAACCAGAACUUGAGAAAUCCCCAACGCCCGUACCCGAACUAGACGGCAUGGAUGACUCCAGGAUGACUGGUAUAGAAGGCGAUUCUGAGAUUCCCAUUGACACAGAGGAUGAAGACACGUCUCGACCCCGUUCACUUCGUGGUGGGGCUGAUCGUGCCCUUGAGCGGAAACGCAAACAGGAACUGGAGCGGGACCGCAAGGAACAAUUGGCAAAACAGCCCAAGGGUACUAAGCAGUACCAACGAGUAUUGAAGAAGGUUGAAGACCAGAAAGCUAAAAUCGCAAAACUUCAGGAACAGAUUGAUAUUUGUGACAAUGACUUGCGGGAACAUGACUGCCCACGGACGCGGUGCCUUGGAUUGGAUCGCUUCUGCAAUCGAUACUGGUGGUUUGAGCGUAAUGCAAUGCCGUAUGACGGCAUGCCGAAUAGCUCUACGAACGAGGCCAAAUACGCCAACGGCCGUCUCUGGGUGCAAGGCCCCGACGAGAUGGAGAUCGCAGGGUUCCUCAACUUGAACGAGGAACAGCGCAAGCAAUAUCACCGACAUUUCCACACAACACCUGCUGAGCGCAAGAAGAACGAGGAAGGAUCUACCCAUGUCUCGACUCCCCGCGAAUGGGGCUACUACGAGGACCCCGAGUCGGUCGAGCAGCUAAUCGAGUGGUUGGACCCACGUGGCAACCGGGAAUCCAAGUUACUGAAGGAGCUCAAUCAGCAACGCGAGAAAAUCACCGUAUAUAUGGACAAUCGCAAGGCAUAUCUAGCUGAUAGAGCCGAGCGUGCCGAGUCAGAGGAGAUGCCAACUAAGCGCGUGACUACUCGCACCAAGACCUACAAGGACCCGAACAACCAUCACCUCCGCUGCCUCAACUGGACCAACACAACCGCACUGACCGAGAUUGGUCAUUUGCACGUUGACCCCGAUCGACCAGCCAAACGGGCCAAACGAGGAGCUGCUGCUGAACCGCGAGAAACCAAGGCGACCCGCGGCAAGCCCUUAACCCGGCAAGGUUCCCGUCGAGGAUAA
This is a messenger RNA of Penicillium taxi, 2979 nucleotides long. RefSeq lists its product as uncharacterized. NCBI's taxonomy places the organism in Eukaryota, Fungi, Ascomycota, Eurotiomycetes, Eurotiales, Aspergillaceae. The record is from RefSeq and is a predicted model, not a curated record. Bases 1 to 2979 code for a protein of 992 amino acids. The transcript has 7 exons.